Clonostachys rhizophaga is the source of this 1047-nucleotide messenger RNA. Lineage: Eukaryota; Fungi; Ascomycota; Sordariomycetes; Hypocreales; Bionectriaceae. The record is from the annotation of a GenBank genome assembly.
AUGACGCAGAACAAGGCACUCAUCUACAAAAAGACCCCGACCACUUCCCUUGUUGCAGGGGAGCACUUGGUCGUUGAGGACAGCCCGAUCGACCUGAAUGAGGGCCCUCCUGAGGGCGGGCUCGUCGCUGAGGUCCUAUACGCCUCAUUCGAUCCGUACCUGCGCGGCAGGAUGCGCGAUCCGAGCGUCAAACACUACGCCCCUGCAUUCGAGUUGAACAAGCCCGUCCCCGAGUCCACUAUCUCCAGGGUUCUGAAGAGCGAUCAUGCGGAGUUCGAGGAAGGCAGCAUUAUUUAUGCCAACUUCCCUAUUGCGGAGUAUGUCCGUGCAACCAAGGACUUGCUAGUGAAUGCCCGCAAAAUCAACAAUCCGCACAAUCUGGACCUUGCCCUGUUUCUCGGACCGCUUGGGAUGCCUGGCCUAACAGCGUGGUCAGCUCUUUAUCGCAUCGGCCAGCCGCAGAAGGGGGAGACGAUCUUCGUGAGCUCGGCGGCCGGUGCCGUUGGCCAAGUUGUUGGCCAGAUUGCGAAGAGGGAAGGGCUGACAGUGAUUGGUUCUGUUGGCUCCGAUGAGAAGCUGGAGUUCAUUACCAAGGAGCUCGGGUUUGACUCCGGAUUCAAUUACAAGAAGGAGAACCCAAUAGAUGCCCUGGCCCGCCUGGCACCGAACGGAAUUGACAUAUAUUUUGAAAAUGUCGGCGGUGACCAUCUAGAAGCUGCUCUCGCUCAUCUCAACACAGAGGGAAGAAUACCCAUGUGUGGCAUGAUCGGUGAUUAUAACAAGCCAGUUGAGGAGCGAGUUGGGAUCAAGGGAUUGAGAAAUGUCAUCUCCAAGCAGCUCAUCUUGCAAGGAUUCCUGGUAUUCAACCCAAAAUUUGGACCAGCCUACUUCAAGGAGCAUCAGGAAAAGUUCCAGAAGUGGCUGGCCGAAGGUAGUGUCAAGGCCAAACUUCACAUUACCGACGGAAUUGAUCGCGCACCGGAAGGUCUGGUUGGGAUCUUCAAGGGAGAGAACUUCGGUAAGGCUGUUCUCAAGAUCAAAUCAUAG